Molecule: messenger RNA, 1878 nt
Organism: Komagataella phaffii GS115
Lineage: Eukaryota; Fungi; Ascomycota; Pichiomycetes; Pichiales; Pichiaceae
Exons: 1
Coding region: 1-1878 (625 amino acids)
Source: RefSeq, a predicted model, not a curated record
AUGCUUAGGUCGGGAUCGUUACACUUCAAACGAUUCACAUUCACCUUCCUAGUCGCCAGUAGAAGAAAUUACAGUUCAAUGAUCAGACUUGCCGAAAAAAGCAAAACACAGAGUUUUACCAAGGCCUUUCCUCCAGAUGAGCGAGUUCCUGAGCCUUCGAUUGCUUGGGACGAAACUAAAUGGGAUCUCACUCAUAAGCCAAGACAAUUGAAAAGUGGUGCCUUUUCCUGGGUUCUACCAGAGAAAAGAGAUCAGUAUAAGUUACUCACAGUUAGCCGACCUGCUUUGAAUGAUCUUGGGUUACCUGACUCUGAAGAGCAUGACAACGAGUUCUUCCGAAUAGUGUCUGGUCAGGCCUACAAUGAUAAUCCAACGGCGCAGGAAAGGGAAUAUCCAACUCCAUACAGCCAAUGCUACGCGGGGUGGCAAUUUGGCAGUUUUGCAGGUCAAUUAGGAGAUGGCCGCGUUGUUAAUUUGUUUGAAAUUGACAAUCACGACAACACUUCAAAAUAUGAAAUUCAAUUGAAAGGAUCCGGGAAAACCCCUUUUAGCCGUUUUGCAGACGGGAAAGCAGUGGUUCGAUCUAGUGUUAGAGAGUACGUGAUCUCUGAAUCUCUGCAUGCGCUCGGGAUACCCACCACCAGAGCUUUAGCGAUUGUAACACUUCCUCAUACAUGGGCCCAGAGAUAUGCUGCUGAGAAUUGCGCAAUUACCACCCGGUUUGCUCCAUCCUGGAUUCGUAUUGGUACUUUCGAUUUGUACAGAUGGAGAGGAGAUCGAAAGGGAAUGAGAACUUUGUCAGAUUUUGUCAUUAGUGAUGUUUUUGGUGGCAAGGAAGCAGUUCUCAACAACUUUAAUAAUCAAGAACCGGAGUUUGCGAAAAUUGUCAAAGAAGAAUGGGACGAGGAAAAGUUUGGUGAAUUUUCUAUCUAUGAUUUGAUGUACCUAGAGAUUGUCGUAAGAAAUGCCAAAACAGUAUCCCAAUGGCAGGCGUACGGCUUCUUAAACGGGGUACUAAACACAGACAAUACCUCUGUUUUGGGUCUUUCCAUCGACUUUGGGCCUUUUGCGAUCAUGGACAAGUUUGAUCCUGAUUUUACGUCUAAUAGUGAAGAUCACACUUUACGAUACAGUCACCGCAACACUCCAGGUGCCGUCUUUUGGAGUUUGACUAGGUUAGGUGAAGAUAUGGCUGAAUUGAUUGGGGCUGGCCCUACGAUUCUGAGUGAUCCACACUUCACCGAAGAGGGGAUCAAAAAAGAAUGGGAAAAUCAAAUAGUGACUCGAGCAACAGCAGUGAUUGAAUUGGCUGCCAUUCUAUUUGAGCAUAUUGUUACUAAAGAAUACGGACAAUUACUAAUGAAAAGGCUUGGACUGAGUAGUUAUGAGGAGGCCGACGAACAGUUAUUGCUUGACCCUCUGAGGGACAUGUUGCAGAAGACUAAGCUGGACUACAACAACUUCUUUGUUCAGUUGCAGGAGGCAUAUUUAAAGGAGAUAGAUAACGAAGGCAUAAGAAGCCUAGCAGAAUCGAUUACUAAAUCGAACGAGGACAAUAUAGUUGAAGAAUUGGAGAAAUGGUUGCAGAUUUACGUCGAGCGAUUGAAUAAACACGGCUAUGAGGACGUUGACUUGGAGAGAAGAAACAUAUCAUCUAAAGUGAAUCCCCUGUUCCUCCCACGCAACUGGAUUUUUGACGAAGUUAUCCAAAAAUUGGCAGACGAUCCCAGCGACAACCGUUACUUGAAGAAGCUGGAAAAGAUGGCAUUUAACCCAUUUGAUCCUCUCAGAUGGGGGCAUGACCUGAAAGAUACAGAGGCCAAAUGGUUAUCUACCAGUGACCAAGUGUCUAUGUUACAAUGUAGUUGCUCCAGCUGA